AUGAUUCUCUGUAAGAGGCCAAUAUGCCAUAAACUCACCCAGUGUACCCUCUACUCCACGCUGGUUUGGUGCACAAUAACAAUAGAUGGGUGCGCCACUUCCAACCCCACAGGCUGCAGCCUGCCCAGCGAGAGCGUCAAUAGCUACCUGAGCCGCCCCGGAGACAUUGUUAUAGGGGGAAUAUUCCGAAUUUAUUUGUAUGCAGCCUACAGUGACUUCCAUUUCAGCAGCAAACCCCUGGAUCUAAAAUGUCGGGAAGUGUCUAUUCAGCAUUACCAGACCAUGCAGGCCCUCAUAUUUGCAGUGGAGGAGAUUAAUGCCGAUUCUGAUCUUCUCCCCAAUAUUACACUGGGCUUCCAGAUGUUUGAGACCUGCAUUACCAUCCGGCGAGCAGCUCAAGGGACUCUUUCCUUGCUCUCAGGAGGUAAUGGAAUAACUCCAAAUUAUUAUUGCUACAGUGGAGCGCCCCUUGCUGGUGUCAUUGGUGAUUCUGCAUCACCACGGUCCAUUAUCAUGGCCCAGAUCUUGGGACUCUACCGAUAUCCUCAGAUCAGUUAUUAUUCAACCAGCCCUAUUCUCAGCAAAAGGGACCUGUUUCCUUCAUUUUUCCGAACCAUACCCAGUGAUGAAUUUCAAAUGAGGGGUCUGGCCCAGAUGGUAACUCAUUUUGGUUGGUCUUGGGUUGGUAUCUUGGCCAAUGAUGAUGACUAUGGUCAGUUUGGACUUCAGGUUGCAAAGCAAGAGCUAAUGAAUGUGGGAGUAUGUGUGGCCUUCAGUGAGACUAUAUUGACUGGCCAAAGCAAUACAAAUGCUCCUCACAUUGUGCAGGUCAUCAGAGAGUCAUCUGCAAAGGUGGUGAUUGUGAUAGCAACGGAUCACAAAUUUAUAGUAGUGGUAGAAGAACUGUUCAAGCAGAAUGUUACUGGGACCAUAUGGGUAGCCAGUGAAGGUUGGGCAACUUCAACUCUACUUUCUGACAAACGAUUUCAAAUCAUUUUGAAGGGCACUAUCGGCUCUGCCAUCCACAGUGGGCAUUUGCCCAAGUUUGCUGAUUACCUCAACAGCCUCCGCCCAUCCACAUAUCCAGGUGAUUCUUAUAUGAUGGAAUUUUGGGAAAAAGUGUUCACAUGUAAGUGGCUCGGUCAAGAGAAUAUACCUAUAAGGGUGGACAAUGCCACAUUUGAGCUCCUACACUACGUUAAGAAUGUGAACUUUAAGACCAAAGAUGGGACUCACAUUUUCUUUGAUGCAAAUGGGAACCCUCCAGCCAUUUAUGACAUUGUCAACUGGCGUCUGAAUGCCAAGGGAGGCCUGGAGCAGGUGACAGUCGGGAGUUACACUCUGGAGCACACUGAUAGCAAAACCUUGCAGAUAGUCAGUAAUGGCAUUAUUUGGCCCAAUAAUAAUACAGAGGUUCCCAUUUCCAGGUGCAGCCCAAGUUGUCCCUCAGGAUUUAGGAAGAUGAUAGUUCCAGGGAAACCCCCCUGUUGCUAUGAGUGUGCCCAAUGUCCCCAGGGGCAGAUUUCGAACCAAACAGAUGCUGCGGAAUGUCAUCCAUGUUCCUGGGACACGUGGCCCAAUCUACAGCAGGACAGAUGCCUACCAAGGCCUACAGAGUUCCUUUCCUAUGGAGAUCCUUUGGGCUACAGCUUAGCAGCCAUUUCCAUCUUGUCCUCCCUAAUUCCUCUUACAAUUUUUGGAAUUUUUAUUCGUUUUAAAAAGACACCAAUAGUCCGAGCCAACAACUACUCCCUUAGCUGCCUUCUCCUGCUUUCCCUGUUCCUCUGUUUCCUUUGCUCUUUAGGGUUCAUUGGUUACCCACAACCUGAAAAGUGCCUUCUGCGCCAGGUGGCAUUUGGGAUGGUUUUUGCCCUCUGCAUCUCCUGUGUUCUGGCCAAAACCAUCACUGUUGUCAUUGCCUUUAAUGCAACCAAACCCGGCAGCAGGUUAAGGAAGUGGACAGGGGUGAAGGUCUCCUACUGCUUCAUUGCCUUUUGUCUCUUUUUUCAGUUAUUUUUGUGUAUAAUGUGGCUGAUAUUUUCACCUCCCUUUACUGAGCUGGACACUAUCACAUAUCCUGGAGUCAUCAUCGUUAACUGCAAUGAAGGGUCACCCACUGCUUUCUGGUGCAUGCUGGGAUACCUUGGACUCUUGGCCUCCAUCAGUUUCAUUGUUGCCUUCCUGGCCAGACGCCUCCCUGACAGUUUCAAUGAAGCCAAAUUGAUCACAUUCAGUAUGUUGGCUUUCCUCAGUGUGUGGGUGUCCUUUAUCCCAGCCUAUCUCAGUGCCCGGGGCAUGUAUACUGUGGCAAUGGAGGUCUUUGCCAUCCUGUCUUCCAGUUGGGCAGUGGUGGGCUGUAUCUUUGUGCCAAAAUGUUACAUUGUAUUGUUCAGGCCCAACAUGAACUCCAGAGAACACCUUACAGUUAAGAGCAAAGUUCAAAAAUAA
Molecule: messenger RNA, 2448 nt
Organism: Xenopus tropicalis (tropical clawed frog)
Lineage: Eukaryota; Metazoa; Chordata; Amphibia; Anura; Pipidae
Product: vomeronasal type-2 receptor 116
Exons: 6
Coding region: 1-2448 (815 amino acids)
Biological process (GO): G protein-coupled receptor signaling pathway
Cellular component (GO): plasma membrane; cell periphery; membrane
Molecular function (GO): G protein-coupled receptor activity
Source: RefSeq, a predicted model, not a curated record